Bombus pascuorum is the source of this 2267-nucleotide messenger RNA. Its product is annotated as guanine nucleotide-binding protein-like 3 homolog. The record is from RefSeq and is a predicted model, not a curated record. The transcript has 3 exons. Lineage: Eukaryota; Metazoa; Arthropoda; Insecta; Hymenoptera; Apidae. Gene Ontology annotation, cellular component: nucleolus. Bases 1566 to 1922 code for a protein of 118 amino acids.
UUCGAUAAUAAGCGAAUGUGACCGAUCGGACAUCGAUUCCUUGCAGAUAAUAAGGGAUUCGGUGAAACGAAAUGUCACUCGUAUCUGGAUCCGUAAUUACAGAAAGGAAGGAAGAAAAAUGCUAAAAUAAGAGUGAAAAAUAAAGACGUCGUUGAAAUAUUUUAUUUCCAUCGAAUUUAUCGCUCGAUUUGAUUUGUUUCCUCCAUUGCCACACUUUCGGGCACGCCAUUCGAUGACGUAAAUGAAAAAGAAUAAAUGAAAUUUUUGAAUAAACUCGCCACAAUGUCGCAUCUUUUUUUUUUUUUUUUUUUUUGUUUCGUUCAGAUCCGUAAUUGCGAGUCGCGCAAUCGGACUUUUUUCAAUUAAUUUUGCUACGAUACCUAUUGUUUGUUUUUCGCGUUUGCUUAUGGGAUUGCCUAUGUAGCGUCAUAUCGAUCUUUGCAAUUGUGAGAUUAUUUCUAUUGGAAAAUUGAUUAUACUUCGAAGAUCAAAGUUGUCGGAAGUUUAGUCUGUAAUCGUUGCCACUUGUUAUUAGAAGAUACUCCUGUUCGUCCUUGAACACUCGUAUUUCGGGGAAAUGUUCAUAUUCGUAAGAGAGAUGUAACUGUCAAGGGAAUCAUUCAUCAAACGUUUGCGUUCAUAAAUAUCAUUGUAAUUACAGUCGUAGUAAAAAGCUUCGCAAUAGAAUAACCAGAUUCGUAGAGAAAAAAAAAAUUUAAUUUCAAAUAUGACUAUUUUACUCUUUGGUUUGGUUUCAUUUUAACAUUUAAUAAUUUUGCUGUUCGCUCUAUAGCUUCGAGUAAAAUAUCAACGGACAUGUAAAAAGAGACCAACGACGAAUACUUCAAAAGUUUUUAGCCAACAUCACCCACACGCGGAAGCAAAUAGACACAUUAUUUAAUUGGAUGAAACGUCCAGACUAACCAGGUUCGAAUUUUACAUUUUCGUUAAUUGAAUUUACUCUUUCGUGUCAGCUGUGCAAAAGCAAGCAGAGUAUAAACUACUAGAUAAUGCGAUAAGGAGAACGCUAAUUUUGCAAUGUUUAGUCUAGUUUUGGUAUAGACAGAUUUAAGUAGACUGCAUUUAGAAUAAAAGAUUGUCCCCUAGAUAUCAUCGAGAGCGCGUGUUAAUCUAGUUUCGCAUGAUUUUCGCAUGAUCACUACGAGGAUAUGGCGAUUAAGGGGCGAUCGCGUUUCUCGAUUAAUACGAACUGAGAUCAUUCUCCGACACAUUCCUUCGUCAAAUCUGUCACCACAUUAUAUCUAUAUCCAUAAACAUCGAGAACGCUGCCUUUGAUCUCGCGAUGUGGAAUUACAUCAACCUACACUGCGGUAUUCGAUAUGGCGUUAUUAUAUUAUAUCCUGUUAGUGAAAAGAAACAACGAACAUUCCAUGCUUCGGAAUUAAUUAAAACAUUGCAGUACCCUGGUUCCUCUUUAUUAGUCUCUUGCCAUCAACAUAUAUACAGAUAUAGUCAUCCGCCAGAAUAUCAAAGGAAAACCAAAAGUAAUCGAAGUCCCAAAUCAAUGCCCUUUUAAGGAAGAUAUUCUUAAAGAAGUAGAGCUUAUGAAAAAGCAACAUGAAGAAGAAAAACAGAAGCAACGUGAAGCUGCGUGUCAAAGAAAGCGAGAGGAACUUGCCAAAACGGGUCUUCAAGGAUUAGUCUCAGCUGCACAGAAUAAACAAGUGGAACAUCGACGGAUGGAAGUAGAUGCUGCAUAUGAAAAAAUAAAAGAAGCUAUAGAUAAAGAGGAAAAUUCGUUAAAAGCUUAUUGCAAAGAAUUUAGGAAAGUUGUGAAGGCGGCCGACGUUAUUCUCGAAGUUGUUGAUGCUAGAGAUCCUUUGGGAACAAGAUGUAAACAGGUCGAAGAAGCUGUACUGUCUGUGAAAGAAAAUAAAAGAUUGGUUUUUGUAGAAAAGUAGACAUAAACACGUUUAUUCUAAAUUUGUAUGUAAAAUGUAAAUUAUAAGUGAUGUAUAAUAAUAAAAGCUAUUGUUUUUGUAGAAAUACUUAUCGACGAAAGAUCAAUUAUCGACGAAAUAUUAAGACGGUAAUCUCUUUACUUUCUUCUAUUUCUUAUUUUCAUUACUUUCACUUUUUAGCUCUGCCGAUUUCGUGCUGCAUUUCUGUGGUAAAUUCAAAAAUAUAAUAAGAUAAUAUAUAUCUGUUCCGUGCAUUUUACAUUUUACUUUCGAUUAUUUAUAUAUUAUCUGUCCCGAUUUAUCAUAAAGUACAUCUAAUUUUUUACUUAAAUCAUUUAUUUUGAC